GGUAUGUUCAGUAUAAUUUUAUUCGUACGCCGGUAAAGAACAGAGUUCGUUUUAAAAAGUCCCCAGAAAAAUUAUCCGUCUACUUUUUUUUUUUUUAUUUCGUUUGUACUUUACUGACUAUACUUUUGGUAUUAAUAUAAAUUUUUAUUAGUCUAUCAGACGGACUUGUUUUUACCACAAAAUUUAUAAGUUUUCAGUGUACGUGUAAAAAAAAUUGUAUUUUGGACUCGAAAUUAGGUAAUACCGUGUUUUAACGAAAUAACGAAGCGUCAAGUACGAUAGCCAAACAGCAAAACCCAUACAUAAAAAGCAAAUAGCCACAAAACCUCAACUAGCAGCAGGAUGAAGUCGGUACGUCAGUUCCAGAGCUCUCUGAAGACAGUGCGUGUCCUGUGCCAGCCCCAAAACCUGGGAAAGAUCGGCGUACGUUUCACCAGCGGCUGUGGCGAGCAUUCGGCCCUCACCAAGGGCGUGGUGGUCGGUCUCUAUCAGAAGGAGGGGGACAAGGACCCCAAGCUGACUCCGGCCGGCCAAAAGAUUGACAACCGAACUGACGGGAAGCUGAUGCAGGUGAUCUGCGAGACCCGCCUGGACGGCCGCCUCGGACGCGGCAAGGUUUUCAGCAACAUCGACAAUGAAUUUGCUUCGGUGGCCGUUGUGGGAGUGGGUCUCGAAGGCAUCGGUUUCAACGAGCUGGAAAUGAUUGACGAGGGCAUGGAGUUUGUCCGCGUGGCGGCCGGAGUGGGUGCACGGGCCCUGCAGCGCCAGGGCGUUGGUCUGGUCUCGGUUGAUGGCAUGGACUAUGCGGAACAGGCGGCCGAAGGCUCUCAGCUGGCCGUCUGGCGGUUCCCCGAUAACCUCUCCAAGGCCAACAAGCCCAUGGUACCGCAACUGGAGCUGUUCGACUCGUCCGAUAAUGAGGGCUGGACGCGCGGCAUCUUCAAGGCCGAAGCCCAGAACCUGGCCCGACGCGUCAGCGAUGCCCCCUCCAACUGCAUGACCCCCACCCUGUUCGCCCAGGCCGCGGUGGACGCCCUCUGCCCGUGCGGCAUCAGUGUCGAGGUGCGCACCAUGGACUGGAUCGAGACGCAGCGAUUGAACGCCUUCCUCAUGAUCGCCAAGGGCAGUUGCGAGCCGCCGGUAUUCCUCGAGAUCAGCUACUGCGGCACCGUUCCCGAGGACAAGCCCAUCCUGUUUGUGGGCAAGGGAAUCACCUUCAAUUCCGGCGCCAUCAACCUGCGCCCUUGCAAGGGUAUGGACGAAUACCGUGGCUCCAUGUCCGGCGCUGCCGCCGUGGUGGCCAUGAUGCGCUGCGUCGCCGCCCUGUCCCUGCCCAUCAAUGUCACUUGCGUUAUUCCCCUGUGCGAGAACAUGCCCUCUGGCAUGUCGGCCAAGCCUGGCGACGUGAUCACGCUCCUCAAUGGCAAAACAAUGGCCGUGCGUGACCUGGACAAGGCCGGCGUGGUGGUGCUCGCCGACGCCCUAUUGUACGGGCAGAAGACCUAUUUGCCCCGUCUGGUCGUCGAUAUCGCCACCCUCAAUACCGGCGUCAAGAAGGCCUUCGGUGGCGGUGCUACUGGCAUCUUCUCCAACUCGCACUACAUCUGGAAGCAGUUCCAGCGCGCCGGUGCCAUCUCCGGCGAUCGGUUGUGGCGUCUUCCCCUGUGGCACUACUACAAGAAGCAGGUCACCGAUGAGCGCUCCUUCGAUUUGAGCAACAAUGGCCGCGGCCUGGCUUCAUCCUGCCUGGCGGCUGCCAUCCUUCACGAGCUGGUGCCCUGCUUGGAUUGGGCUCAUCUGGAUACCCGCGGCACAGGGCUUCUCACCAAGUACGGGCUGGUGCCGUAUCUUACCGCGAAACGGAUGACCGGACGGCCCACGCGCACUCUGGUGCAGUUCGUCUACCAAAUAGCUUGUCCCGAAAUGAAGUGAGAGGAGUACUCGUGAUGGUUGCAUCACGGCAGCCAAGUUGUUUUACGAGUAAUUUGUAUUUUUCAUUUUUUAUAAGUACAAUAUAAUGCGCGGCGUAUUAGUAA
Drosophila ananassae is the source of this 2036-nucleotide messenger RNA. RefSeq names its product cytosol aminopeptidase. Gene Ontology annotation, molecular function: manganese ion binding; metalloaminopeptidase activity. The record is from RefSeq and is a predicted model, not a curated record. Gene Ontology annotation, biological process: proteolysis. The transcript has a single exon. Lineage: Eukaryota; Metazoa; Arthropoda; Insecta; Diptera; Drosophilidae. The coding region runs from base 343 to 1932 and encodes 529 amino acids. Gene Ontology annotation, cellular component: cytoplasm.